Stylonychia lemnae is the source of this 2319-nucleotide messenger RNA. The record is from the annotation of a GenBank genome assembly. Lineage: Eukaryota; Ciliophora; Spirotrichea; Sporadotrichida; Oxytrichidae.
AUGGGAUCUUAAUAAGGAAAAGGUGAAAUUAAAGGAGGACAUCUACCCCCUGAAACUGGAUCAAUCAAAUUUCAAGCUGAUCCUAAACAGAACUAGAAAAGUUUAGCGAAAUUAGAUAGUAAAAAACGAGCUAAAUCUCCUAUAGAUUCGAAACCUUCUUCAUAAGGCUCGUAAGCUGCAUUAUCUUAGAGAGUAUAACCUACCUUAUCUUCAAAAAUAAAGAGUAUGAAAGUCUAAGUUCCUCCAGAAUAGAGCUAAUUAGGCUAGGCAGAAGAAAACUAAAGAAAAGCAAUGAGUAUGAUUGUUCCAAAUGAAGGCAAACCGAAAGCAAAAAAAGGAGUUAGAAUAGCUGGAGAUGAUUUUGAAGAUUAAAAAUAGGCCCCAUCGAAUGCACCUCCUAAUUAAUCAAUAAAAGAGAUGCCCAAAAAUUAAUCUGCUCUCAAGGCAAGUUCUAACAUGAAAACAUCUGCUCUUCAAUAAGAGCUUGCUGCUUAAACUAAACAGUCAAAUAAUAUUCCCCCGACAAAAGGAUAACCGGUUAAUAAAGUGGAAUAAGCAGUUACCAAAAAUAUACAGCAAAAGGUGCAGCCUGUUAAAAAAUCUCCUUCGAGAUAAAAUUCAAAAGAUAAAAAGUAGUCAGUUAAAUCUUAAGCCUCUAAUUUGCCAAAAAAGCGAAAAAUGAGAGAAGUAACAGACGGGAAAAGAUAAAGAUAUGUUUAAGAAACAAGUAGAGUCAUUAAUCUUCAAACUGCCAAGUAAAUGGAUUUAAUGCUUUGUGUUAAGGAGGAUUAAAUUGCAAUAGCUCAGCAUAUUAUAAAGAGUUACCAAUUAAUUGAUGUGAUAGAUGUAAGAGGAUUUGAAGAAUAUAUCACUAUAAAAGUAUCUUUAGAUAUUUCUGGAAAACUGCCAGAUUCAAGGCAAAAGGAACUUGAAAAAACUUAUAAUACUAAACUAUGGAACCCUCUUAAUUGGGCAAUGUACUUACAGAAAUCUCAGUAUUUAAGCUAAUUCUUCUAGAUUCUGCCAAUUCAUUUGACUCAUUCCUUGGAUCUGAAUCCUGGGAAAUUUGACCUUGAGUCUAAUGAUGAGAUCCUAUAUCUGAAUAAAGGAAAAAUGUAGUCUCUUUGCUUUUGUAUUUAUAAUAAGAACUGGGAUGAUUUUUAUCUUGUCUGGACAUAGAGUUUUAGAUACUUAUCAGGUUGGUAUGUUUUCUCAGCAUUGAGAGCAUUUGUUGAAAGUGAGUGGGAUAUGGGUAUCUAAAGAUUUCUAUUAAAUGAGUAAACCUAUAAAAUCAUCAGAGCAAUCCCUUUGAAGAAUAGGGAUGAAUUAAUCCACAACAUGCGACAGUUUUCAUACUUAAAAGCCCGCCAAAUAAAUUUAUUGAGUGUUAUUGAGGAAUUAAUUGAUUAGAUUGUUUUAAGAUUGGAUAAAGAUGAAAAAUUAAGCAAGCAUCAGACUAUUACUACCGAGUUAUUUGAAAUUAUCAAAAAGGAUGAUGUUUAAUAGCUAGAAUAGAUUAUGCUUAAGCAUUAAAUUACAGAUAUAUCAAUGUAUACUGGCUAGCACUAUAAAGGACAAUCAGAUCUUACAACAUAUUAUAAAUCGCCAGUAGAUAUGCUUUCUUAGACAAUAAGACCUAGUCAAAUUAACCCGAUGAUUUUAGCAAUCAUCAGCAACUCAUAGAAGUGUCUCGAAUUAUUGACUCUGAGAUCAGAAAUCAACCUAUUUUAUUCUACUGCUAAACCUGGAAGUUAUGAUCAUUCAGAUACAUGCCCACUAAAAAAUCAGAUAUUUCCUUUGACCUACACCAUAGUAAAUGAAUACUUUGAUAUGUUUCAGUACUUUUUCGAACAAAUGUAUUCUCUCUGGAGAGCCGAGCAAAUUAAACUUAUCAUAGAUGAAAUCAUAGAGUCUCAAAAUCCAACUCUUAUUGAGUAUAUUUUUACUCAUUAGAGGACACAUGUUCUCUUUAACUAUUUAUCUUAUGUCGAUCGACAAUUACUUAUGGGUUAUUUACUUAUCAGUAAAGAUCAAAGUUUGCUUGAGGUGAUUGAACCUCAUCUUAAACAAAAGCCUUAUCUUGGACCAUAUGUUUUUCAUAUAGUGGCAAACCUUGAGAUUAUAUAAGAUAAAUUUUCUGAAGAGAUGUGUGAUUUAAUCAAUGAUGAGGACAUAGCUGAUUAUAUAGAAGGAGUUGGGAGUAAUCAAGCACUUUAUACGGUAAGUGAAUUAUGCAUUUCUUGCCCAGGAGGAAUUGAAAACAUUCCUGGAUUGGAAGUUUUUAUCGAUAGAAUUGAAAACAAUUACAUGUACUUUUGA